Trichogramma pretiosum is the source of this 1494-nucleotide messenger RNA. It is a transcript of the gene Gmppb, whose product is annotated as mannose-1-phosphate guanyltransferase beta. Gene Ontology annotation, cellular component: cytoplasm. Gene Ontology annotation, biological process: cell wall mannoprotein biosynthetic process; GDP-mannose biosynthetic process. Bases 190 to 1422 code for a protein of 410 amino acids. The record is from RefSeq and is a predicted model, not a curated record. The transcript has a single exon. NCBI's taxonomy places the organism in Eukaryota, Metazoa, Arthropoda, Insecta, Hymenoptera, Trichogrammatidae. Gene Ontology annotation, molecular function: mannose-1-phosphate guanylyltransferase (GTP) activity; GTP binding.
UCGUGUAUGUAACAACGCGAGCCGCACAGCACGGCAUUUUUAUAUGUAGCAAGCACGUUAUCGCUGACAAUACAUAAAAAAAGUGUAUGUUACGUGUAUUAACCUGCUGCGAUCUAAUUGAAUGAGGUGCGAGGUAGUUUAUCGAGUGACGUGUACAUGUGUUUAUUGCAAUAACAGAGAACAAUAAUAAUGGUGCUCGAGCAGUCAAGCGAACAUCCGAGCGAGAAGUGCAAUUGGCAGAAGGAAACAAAGGCCCGGCCGAUCGCUAACCAACAAAGCAUCUCGGGCGAGGAUAUCCACGUCAGCGACGACGUUAUGCAGCAGCGAAGCAACAACGGCAUGAGAGCCCUGAUCCUCGUCGGGGGCUACGGUACCCGGCUGAGGCCGCUGACCCUUAGCCGGCCCAAGCCGCUCGUCGAAUUCGCCAACAAACCCAUGCUGUUUCAUCAGAUCGAGGCCCUCGUCAAGAUCAACGUCAGACAGGUCAUACUAGCUGUUUCUUACAGGGCCGAGACGAUGGAGCAAGAGCUCAAGGAAAAAGCUGACAAGCUGGGAGUCGAGCUGAUAUUCUCGCACGAAAGUACACCCCUGGGGACUGCCGGGCCAUUGGCGCUUGCAAAAGAUAUUCUUGUCAGUACCAGCGAUCAGCCCUUUUUUGUGCUGAAUUCUGACAUCAUUUGUGAUUAUCCAUUCAAAGAGCUCUUGGAGUUUCACAAAAAUCAUGGCAAGGAAGGCACGAUUGUUGUUACCAAAGUAGAAGAACCUUCCAAGUAUGGCGUUGUUAGUUAUAAGGAAAAUGGUGAAAUCAAAGAGUUUAUUGAAAAACCUAUUGAAUUUGUAUCUAAUAAAAUAAAUGCUGGCAUAUAUAUUUUAAACACUAGUGUAUUAAAGCGAAUCGAACUUCGUCCAAUGAGUAUUGAAAAAGAAAUUUUUCCACACAUGGCCAAAGAAGGUGAGCUUUACGCAAUGGAAUUGCAAGGCUAUUGGAUGGAUGUUGGACAACCAAAAGACUUUCUUACGGGCAUGUGCAUGUAUUUAAACAAUUUAAGACUGAAAAAACCAGAAAAAUUAUCUUCUCAUGUCAAUGUGGAAGGCAAUGUUUUGAUCGAUCCAACGGCAAAGAUUGGAAACAACUGCAGAAUUGGACCAAAUGUCACCAUAGGACCUGGCGUAGUGAUUCAUGAUGGAUGCUGCAUAAAGAGGACUACUAUUUUGAAAAAUGCAGUCAUCAAGGAGCACUCUUGGCUAGAUAAAUGCAUCAUUGGCUGGAAGAGCAUUGUUGGUCGUUGGGUGAGAAUGGAAAAUACUACUGUACUAGGUGAAGAUGUUAUUGUAAAAGAUGAACUUUACAUUAACGGAGGUCAGGUAUUGCCUCACAAAAGUAUAACGGAUUCUGUGAUAGAACCACAAAUUAUUAUGUAAAAGAGAUGCAAUGAAAUGUAUUAUUCAUAUUGUAAUAUUUUUGUAAACUAAGUAUUGAUACUUUUUCAUAUC